AUGGACGGAAUAACGGCCUGUGAGCUGAGGGAGGACGGUCAGAAAUUGGGGAAUAUCAGUUUUGUCUACAAUGGGAGGGACUUUAUCAGCUUCGACAAGGACACCCUCUCCUGGACUGUAACAGCCAAUGCUCCAGAGGUCAAGAGGAAGUGGGACACUUUCACAGGCAGUACUCAGUAUCACAAGGAAUUCCUGGAAGGGGACUGCAUUAACUGGCUAAAGAAAUUCAUAAAGUAUGCCAAGGAAUCUCUGCUGAGGAGAGAGCCCCCAGUGGUGAAAGUGCUGCGAAUGAUGGACUCCAAUGGCCUGGAGACUCUCAUCUGCCGGUCCUACGGCUUCUACCCCAGGGAGAUCCGUGUGACCUGGAAAAAAGAUGGAGAGUUCCUGGAGCAGGAGACCCACGGUGGGGAAGUUGUCCCCAACUCAGAUGGGACCUACCACACCUGGACUAACAUCAAUAUUGACCCCAAGGACAGGGCCCGCUACCAGUGCCAUGUGGAACAUGUUGGUUUUCCAGAGCCUCACCUCUUCGCCUGGAAGGAACCUGCUUCAGUGGACCCCAUUGUGGGGGGCAUCCUGAUGGCUGUGGCUGUUGUUGUCCUGCUGGUGGCUGGGGUCAUUUUCUACAUGAAGAAGCAGCAGGGAGGCUACAAAGCAACCUCAACUGAGUGA
Hemicordylus capensis (graceful crag lizard) is the source of this 672-nucleotide messenger RNA. Its product is annotated as class I histocompatibility antigen, F10 alpha chain-like. Gene Ontology annotation, biological process: immune response. The record is from RefSeq and is a predicted model, not a curated record. Gene Ontology annotation, cellular component: external side of plasma membrane. NCBI's taxonomy places the organism in Eukaryota, Metazoa, Chordata, Lepidosauria, Squamata, Cordylidae. Bases 1 to 672 code for a protein of 223 amino acids. The transcript is spliced from 5 exons.